This is a messenger RNA of Spodoptera litura, 3228 nucleotides long. RefSeq names its product F-box/LRR-repeat protein FipoQ (gene FipoQ). The record is from RefSeq and is a predicted model, not a curated record. Lineage: Eukaryota; Metazoa; Arthropoda; Insecta; Lepidoptera; Noctuidae. Gene Ontology annotation, biological process: positive regulation of protein ubiquitination. Gene Ontology annotation, molecular function: protein binding.
AGACGGUCUCGCAUCUACCGUAGUUACUGUGACACGAUUGCAAUACGAAUCUUCUUGGCAGCCGCACCGUCUCACUGCGCCCAGUUGAAGCAAAAUGCCGUACUUAUUUUGGCCUGCCAAUUUAAAUAUCUGACAGCAUAUAGCAUCUGCUACAAUAUAACUUUACUGAGCGGUUCGCAUUUGUACCGGACGGUUAAGGCGGAUAGACAGUCGACAUGACGGGGAACUUGUUGAGUUAACCAGUUCAAACUUCGUUUACGGAGUUUUCGCGCCAAUCCGAUCUUUGUGUGAUUUGAAAAGGAUCAGUGUAAAGGACUUUUGAUUUUGUGGAAAGGUAUUUGGAUUAGCCACCAUGGAUUCAUGGGGAAUUUUGAAUGUGGACAGCGCUGCGAUGGCGAUCACAAGGGAUGAUUUGGGAUCCAGCUUUCGCCGGAAACAAAUGAUGACUAUAGAAAAGCUUCCAGACAAAGUAUUAUUGAAUAUAUUUUCGUAUCUAACACAUCGAGAAAUAUGUCGAAUGGCAACGGUAUGCAAAAGAUGGCGAAUGGUCGCUUACGAUACAAAACUGUGGACUCACGUGAGUUUACGACCUGAGAUAUCAGGAUUACAUGUUGGGUCACUGGAGUCUCUCCUAGCGCUAAUAUCGAUCAGGUUUGGUCCUUCACUGCGCUACAUCGAGCUGCCGAUAGAACUGAUCACUCACACGGUGCUCCACGAGCUGGCUGCUAAAUGCCCUAACUUGACACAUAUGCUGCUAGAUUUUAGUACUGCUAUGCAGCUGCACGACUUCUCCGAGAUGCAGGCGUUCCCCACGAAGCUGCGGUACCUGUGCAUCUGUCUGUCUGAGGUCAUCUUCAUGGAGGGUUUCAUGAGGAAGAUAUACAACUUUAUCAACGGCCUUGAGAUCCUGCAUCUUAUUGGCACAUACGAGAAGGUGGAGGAAGAAGAGGAGGAAAUAUACGAGGUUAUCAACGUGCAUAAGCUGAAGUCUGCGACUCCCAACCUGCGCGUCAUCAACCUGUACGGUAUCAACUUCGUCGACGACUCGCAUAUUGAUGCCUUCAGUUCUAAUUGUAUACAGCUCGAGUGCUUGGCUGUGAACUUCUGCAACAAGGUGACAGGGUCCACCAUGAAGACCUUGUUUCAACGUUCUAGGAGACUCACCUGCCUGCUCAUGAACGGAUGCAGUCUCCAAUCCGAAUACGUAAUGCAAGUGGAAUGGGAAAAGUCUUCGAUCCAGGAGUUGGACGUGACUGCCACGGACCUGUCGACGGAGUGUCUGAUAGACAUGUUGACCAGGAUUCAGAAUUUGAGGUUCCUCAGCGCUGGACAGAUUAACGGGUUCAAUGACUCCGUGCUGAAAGCCUGGAUGGAAGCUGGUACUGCUAGAAACCUGGUGGGCCUGGACGUGGACUCGUCCGACAACCUGACGGACGAGGCGCUGCACCGGUUCCUGUCGCGGCACGGAAACCAGCUGCACGGACUCGUCCUCAGCGGGAUGCCACACAUCACCGAUCAGCUCUGGCAGAGCGUGCUGCAACUGCUCGUCAAUGCCAAGAUCCUUAUUAUGGGCACACAAGAACGUCUUGGAGUGAACAUCCACGUCGAUCAACUGAUGGACGGCAUAGCAAACAGUUGUCCUAACUUGGAGCGUCUGGAACUACGUUGGGAUCCAGAAAACUUGCGUUUUAGUGACAAGAGUCAAAAGGCUAUUGACAUUCUGCGCGUCAAAUGCUUGAAACUCAAAUGUUUGGUGCUCAGCGACGGUCGUUACUACGAAAUCGUAAAGGCUAACUUCGAGCGCGCUGACCGUACGACCGUGGUCCGCACAUCAACCAACUGCCGCGUCUCCAACUACUACCUCCUGUCCAAUUACAAGGAUCUUAUAUUCAACUAAAGCUUCCGAUUGUGUAUGUCCUAUAUUAAUAACGUUAUUGUUUUAAAUAAAUGUCUGUAAACAUAAUUAAGCUGUUAGAUUAUUUAUUUAGCGACCACUUCUAGCAAUAGCAGUAUAAAAAUGCACGUUUGGAAGUAUAGUGCUAUUGUUUUUUGCGUAGGCGUUCCGCAGGGUAGUAUUUUUGGUCCAUCGCUUGGCGCAUCGCAUUAACUGUAAAGUUUUUAUUUAAAAUAUGUAUAUUACAUCAUAAGGAGAAUAAACUAAAAAAGAGAAAUAAAACUUCUUUUCAGCUUGUCAGAGCAUUUUGAUAUUUUAAUAAAACAGGAUUAUAAAAUUUAUAAUUUGAGGUGAUAAGCAACAUAUUACUAGACAUUUUUUCAUAAUUUAAGUAUAUGUACUCACCUUGGAAGUUUCAAUGACGACUAGGUUCCACAUGUCAAUGAAAUACGUAAACAAUACAAUUUUAUUUGAAAGAUAGACAAAGUUCAUUGAAUUAUUGACUUUUAAUUAAUUCUGUAUAUUUGAGUCAACAUUGGAUAGACCUAUAGUGAAUUAUUGUUAGAUAAAUGUUUCUAAGCAGGUGUCCGACUAGUAAAUAUUACUAAUAUAAUUUUUCGCCUUUUAAUCCCCGAAAGGGUAGACAAUGUACUUAAAUCUCUAUGUACAUACAUUACACGAUAACACCAACUCUUCACAAAAAUUUCUAUCUCCAACAAAGUUAAUAAUCUCUGACAAAGUGACAAACCUAAGGAUUCUAAGCAGUAACUUAGAAAAAAUACUUAUUUCUUUCUUUAGAAAACCUAAUGCUAGACACACGUACCUAAUGCCACAAAGUUCAACAGUAAGGUCAACGACUUCUGUAUGAGGUCAGCCACAAACUCCUGCGCCGAUGUUUUGAUUUUUUAUCAUUCGUAGCUUAUUGACGUUUUUAUAUUAAUUUGUUUAAGUCUGAUAGUUAAUCAAACAAAUUAUACUUGAGGUAAAAGAAAAAAAAAAAAUAAUAUAGGUACAUACAUGAUUAUCGGUAAAACAUUAAAUACCUCGUAGGUUUGUAUUAUUAUUUCGUAUUGAACCUAAAACAUCUUGGUCGACAUCCGCACAUGCGACCACUGAAACACUGAUUUAACUUUUAACCGGUUGAUCCUGAUGUUAUUGUAGUAGACAUAAUAUUAUGUUCAACAGUAGUGUUUUUUCUUUUUGGCUACCAAGUGUCCAAUUGAUACGGUGUUGUCGACUAUACUGUCAGUGUCGAAUGGUGCAACAGUGGAUGUCUUGUGGCUGAUAAUAUUAUAAUCAGUUAUGACAUAAUGGGUGCAGGCUUGUUACGUCAU